Elaeis guineensis (African oil palm) is the source of this 3318-nucleotide messenger RNA. NCBI's taxonomy places the organism in Eukaryota, Viridiplantae, Streptophyta, Magnoliopsida, Arecales, Arecaceae. The record is from RefSeq and is a predicted model, not a curated record.
UUAAUAAGCGAUCCAAGGACCAGAUGGUUCCUCCGCAAGAGUGGAGAGUCCCGGAGCCCUCCUCUUCUCUCCUCUUUUCUCCCCCUCCGUUCGUUCGUUUCUCCCGUCUAGGGUUCCAAUAAGAUGAUGUGGUUUUGAUUUCUUGUUUCGAUUGGUAUUUCUUGGAAAUCUCGAUCCUCGUUGCAUCUUCUUCCAGUGAUCUUUCUUUGGAUGAUCUCGUGGUCUCAUUUCGUCCAAUUCCUGGGAUUAAUUUUGGAUCUAGCGAUGCUGUGUUUGUCCGUUAUCAUGGUUAGUGCAUGAAAUUUUACGCUCUUUAUUUGCAGCUUACCAGAGAUUCGUGAUCCGCUAGCUAGAAGGGUUUGGAACACACCAUCUCACCAGAUUUUCUUAAAUUUUUUGGGUGUUUUCGUGAGAUAGCUUUAGAUCUCCUCUCCUCUCCUCAAUAGCCUUCCGAUUUUUCCUCUGGUUCUGUGUCCCCAUCCCUUUUUUUUCUUUUUCCCUGUUUUAUUGGUAGAAAUCCGUAGUAAAAAAUGGGUAGAAGGGGUGGGUUAAGGUUGAGGUUAGAAUAGUAGUGAUUUUUAAAGUUAUAGGCUUUUAGGGUAUCGCAUAAUUCGAUGGUUAUGGGGACGGGCAUCCGUGACUUGCGAGGAACGACGAGUGGAUUGACAUACGAACACCCCUUCCAUGACCAGACUUCCAUCAAUAAUUUGAAGUCAGUAGGGCCACCCCCACCCAUGUUAGAAAAUGAGAGGUUCAUCGACCUCCAAAACGUCCCCCAAACUUCCACUCUCUCCGGUCCCACAUCCUCCAUCCUCACCACAAGUGCCAAUGCCUCAUCCUCUGUGACUGCAAGCACGGAGUUGGAUCCCGCGGAAGAUGCGGAGCUUUUCUCCGACAUAGUCCUCAGCUACAUCAGCCAGAUGCUUAUGGAGGAGGACGUGGAUGAAAAAUUCGAGCACCCAGCUCUUCUAGCUGCGGAGAAGCCCUUCUAUGAUAUCCUUGCCGAGAAUAGUUCUCUUUCACCGGACCAGCCCCCUUUGUCUUCCAACCAUAGUUCAGGUAGCCCUGAUGAUUCUUCCAAUAACCACUAUGGGAGUUCCAGUGGCUAUGUUAGCAAAAAUUUGGUGGUAGAUAAUAAUAGCUGGCCCUAUGAUUCACUUGAGUAUCAGCAGCUACAGACUCACCCUGCUCCUGUUGAUUACUUCUCUCAGUCUUCAUUUUCUUCCAGCAAUAUCGUAGAAGGAUUAGAUGAGACGCUGGCAAAUACAGUUGCAGUUCCUGAUCUCUUUUCUGAGAGCCAACCUGCUUGGGAACAGUUCAGGAGGGGAGUCGAGGAGGCGCGCAAGUUCCUCCCUAGCGAGGAUAAGUUGGUGAUCGAUUUGGAGGCCAAUGGUUUCUCUUUACCUCGGGAGGAAGUGAAGCAAGAGAAUAAAUUGGUCGAGGUCAAGGCAGAGAAGGAGGAGAGGCAGGGGUCGCGGGGUCGGAAGAAUCCACAUGGUGACGAUUGGGAGUUGGAGGAGGGGAGAAGCAAUAAACAGUCAGCUGUUUUCCCGGAUCAGACCGUUCGUACCGACAUGUUUGAUAGGAUCUUGCUGUAUACCGGGGAGGCAUGUUUAAAAGGUCCUUCUGAACUUCGAGCUGCAAUGGAGAAGGAGGCGAGCAGAAGGUCUCAGAGCAACCAAUCUAAAGGGUCCGGCGGUGGAAAGGGUCGCGGGAAGAGGCAACCUAAGAGGGAGGUGGUGGAUCUUAGAACCAUCCUCAUCCACUGUGCUCAGGCUGUGGCAAUCGACGAUCGCCGGAAUGCAAAUGAACUACUGAAGCAGAUCAGGCAGCACUCUUCCCCUUAUGGAGAUGCGACUCAGAGGCUGGCCCACUACUUCGCCGAUGGGCUUCAGGCUCGCCUAGCUGGUACGGGGAGCGAAAUCUACAAUUCUCUGGUGGCGAAACGGAGUUGUACGGCGGACAUCUUGAAGGCACAUCAUCUGUACAUGUCUGCGUGCCCUUUUAAGAAGAUCUCCCAUUUCUUCUCCAGCCAGACCAUUUUGAACGUAGCUGAGAAGGCGACGAGGGUGCACAUAGUAGACUAUGGCAUCGGCUACGGCUUCCAAUGGCCAUGUUUCCUCCAACGCCUCUCUACCAGGCCUGGUGGGCCCCCGAGGCUUCGGAUCACCGGUAUUGAUGAGCCCCAGCCAGGUUUCCGUCCGACGGAGCGGAUCGAGGAGACGGGGCGUCGAUUAGCUGAUUACUGCCGGAGCUUCGACAUUCCCUUCGAAUACCACGCUAUUGCAGCCAAAUGGGAGACCAUCCGAGUGGAGGAUAUCAACAUUGAUAAAGACGAGGUGCUCAUCGUGAGCUGUCUGUUUCGGUUCAGGCAUCUGAUGGAUGAGACUGUGGUGUUGGAUAGCCCAAGAAAUAUGGUCCUGAAUACCAUUAGGAAGAUGAAUCCAGAGGUAUUCAUCAAUGUGAUCAUGAACGGCUCGUACAGCGCUCCCUUCUUUGUCACGCGCUUUCGGGAAGCAUUGUUCCACUUCUCGGCCUUGUUUGAUAUGCUCGAAACGAAUGUGCCGCGGGAAGAUGCUCAGAGGCAGCUGAUCGAAAGGGACCUCUUCGGACGGGAGGUUCUUAAUGUCAUCGCCUGCGAAGGCUUGGAAAGGGUGGAGAGGCCUGAGACUUACAAACAGUGGCAGGUGAGGACCCUCCGGGCGGGGUUCACACAGCUUCCGCUGGACCCGGACAUCGUGAAAAAAUCCAGAGACAAGGUGAACGCAGGCUACCACAAGGAUUUUAUUGUAGAUGAGGAUGGCAAAUGGCUGCUGCAGGGGUGGAAAGGGCGCAUCAUCUAUGCCCUCUCCUCUUGGAAACCCAACCACGCUAGCUAGUCUCUUUCCGGAGACAUGGUGCACCGUAUGCUGUAAAUGGAGACGCAUGAUCCACUAGUCUGUUUUACCUACAGACUGCUCUUGAUGACUUAUGGUGGCUGGGGCCUGGCUUUCAGAAAGAAGAUGGUGGAAACUGUAGCUAGGAGCUGUUGAAGUAGAUAACGGGAAGACCGAGGAUUCCCAGAAACUUUCCUCGUGCAGUGGUCCCUAUCACUGUUCGCUGAUAUGAAAUUUUGUAGGUUGGUUUUGUAUGAUGUUAUAAAGUGUGUUAGACCCUUUGAUGAAUGACGGAUCAGAUAGUGGUACCUUGACAAGAGAUUUCUCUCUGACUGUACAAUUUAACCUAUUAGUGGCCCUGCUGCCAAAUGGAUGCCUGGUGGCGGAUUCUGUAAAGAUGCAUGUGCUAUAUACAUUCCAUGCCCUGCUUUGAUCAUUGACA